AUGGAUAUCCAAAAGGAACAGGAGAGCAAGGAGGGAGCCUGGCACAAGGUCGGGAUGCUCUCUGAGUUCCCAGACAUUAGCCACGAGAGCAUUGGCUGCAAGAUCUUGCCCGGAUGCAAGACGAAAAGUAUUCCUAAGCCACAGGAUCCGAAGAAGUCGAAAGCAAAUCGGGGGUCCGGCCUUGAGGACCAAGUGCGUGUGUUCAAGCAUAAGGGGUUUAUGCAUGCGAUCGAUAAUCAAUGCCCGCAUUCAUCAUUCCCGCUGAAGCAGGGUAGUGUUUUUGAUAUCGAAGACGGGGCUGGCAUCAGGUGCUUUCGACAUGGCUGGCAAUUUGACUUGUUUACGGGGACUGGAGAUCGUGGCAGCCAUACGCUCAAUUUAUGGGACAUCGAGUUACGAAAUGCCCCCGCGUCAGGAUCCAUGGAGGCCUCCGAGACUGGGGACAAAGAGGUCUGGGUUAGGCGACCGCCAAGCUUGUGGGCGUUUUAG
Penicillium chermesinum is the source of this 489-nucleotide messenger RNA. RefSeq names its product Rieske (2Fe-2S) protein. Lineage: Eukaryota; Fungi; Ascomycota; Eurotiomycetes; Eurotiales; Aspergillaceae. Gene Ontology annotation, molecular function: 2 iron, 2 sulfur cluster binding. Bases 1 to 489 code for a protein of 162 amino acids. The transcript has 2 exons. The record is from RefSeq and is a predicted model, not a curated record.